AUGGCAUGGGGCAGUGCUCAUCCGGCCCCCUCCUUCACACUUGGCCAUUUGCUCGUCCUAGUGGCAGCAGAGGCAGAGCUGUGGCUUUGUGGCCACCAAGAUUCAUUUCGGAGCAGAUUCAUCAGGAUAAACAUGUGGGCCCCACCGAGACUCCUGGACCUGGCAGGGCAGAGCCUGCUGAGAGAUGAGGCCUUGGCCAUCGCCGCCCUCGAUGAGCUGCCCGUGGAGCUGUUCCCACCACUCUUCAUGGCAGCCUUUGCUAGGAGACACAGCAAGACCCUGAAGGCGAUGGUGCAGGCCUGGCCCUUCGCUUGCCUCCCUCUGGGGGCUCUCAUGAGGGAAUGGCAGCCUCACAAGGAGAUCUUUCAAGCUGCACUCAGUGGGCUUGAUGUCUUGCUUGCUCAGAAGGUUCGCCCCAGGAGGUGGAAGCUGCGAGUGCUAGAUCUACGCAGAAAUGCUCACCAGGAUUUCUGGACCGUAUGGUCUGGAACCAGGUCUGGCAUGUGCUCACUGGGGGAGCCAGUGACAACCCAGCCCAUGAGUAAGAAGCAGAAAGUGGAAAGUUCGUGCAUGGGGGCAAAGCAGCCUUUGGCUCCCUUGCAGGUGCUCGUUGACCUGUACCUCAGGAAAGGUACCCAUGAUGAAUUGCUCACCUACCUCAUUGAGAAAGUCAAGCAGAGGAAAGGUUUACUACACCUGUGCUGUACGAAGCUGGAGAUUGUUGCAGUGCCCAUGAAACAUAUUAAGAUGAUCCUGAAAAUGGUGCAGCUGGACUCUGUGCAGGACUUGGAAGUGAAUUGUAUCUGGAAACUGUCCACCCUAGGGAAUUUUGCUCCUUACCUGGGCAAGAUGGGAAGUCUGCGCAAACUCCUCCUCUCCCACAGGAACACGUCUUCCUACACAUCCCCAGAGGAGGAGGAGCAGUGUGUCGCCCAGUUAGCUUCUCAGUUCCUGAGUCUGCACCACCUCCAGGAGCUCUAUUUGGACUCUAUCAACUUCCUCAAUGGCCGCCUGGACCAGAUGCUCAGGUGCCUGAAGAGUCCCUUGGAGACCCUCUCCAUAACUAACUCCCUACUUUCAGAAUCAGACCUGAUGCAUCUGUCCCAGUGCCCCAACAUCACUCAGCUGAAGGAACUGAGUCUGAGUGGGGUCAUGCUGACCACUGUGAAUCCUGAGCCCCUCCAACUUCUGCUGGAGAGAGCCUCUGCAACCCUCCAGGAUCUUGAUUUAAAUGAGUGUGGGAUUAUGGACUCCCUAUUCAGUGCCAUCCUGCCUGUCCUGAGCCGCUGCUCCCAGCUCAUGAUCUUAAGGUUCUGCGGGAACCCCAUCUCCAUGGCUGCCUUGGAGAACCUCGUGCGCCACACCGUCAGCAUGAGCAAGCUAACCCACGUGCUGUAUCCUCCCCCACUGGAGAGUUUUGAUGACGACUAUGGUGUCCUCCACCUGGGGAGACUUACCCAGCUGCAUGCCACGCUGAAGCGGAUGCUGCACGAAUUUGGACGGCAGGAUAUAGUCUGGUUCAGCGCCAACCCGUCCGUACUGUGGUGA
Messenger RNA from Cynocephalus volans (Philippine flying lemur), 1548 nucleotides. RefSeq names its product PRAME nuclear receptor transcriptional regulator (gene PRAME). The transcript is spliced from 4 exons. NCBI's taxonomy places the organism in Eukaryota, Metazoa, Chordata, Mammalia, Dermoptera, Cynocephalidae. Gene Ontology annotation, cellular component: cytoplasm. Gene Ontology annotation, biological process: positive regulation of cell population proliferation; negative regulation of DNA-templated transcription; negative regulation of apoptotic process. The record is from RefSeq and is a predicted model, not a curated record. Bases 1 to 1548 code for a protein of 515 amino acids.